Messenger RNA from Diabrotica virgifera virgifera (western corn rootworm), 1350 nucleotides. RefSeq lists its product as uncharacterized. Lineage: Eukaryota; Metazoa; Arthropoda; Insecta; Coleoptera; Chrysomelidae. The transcript has 2 exons. The record is from RefSeq and is a predicted model, not a curated record. The coding region runs from base 1 to 1350 and encodes 449 amino acids.
AUGGGCCCGAUUGAAAGCUUAGUUAUUACUUCAGUGAAAGGCCAGUAUAAUCACCCCUCAGAAACCAAACAAAAAAUUUCAAGACAAAUUGUUACUGCAGCAUGCAAGAGGAAAACAGAAAGUGAUAUAGUGGAAAAACCAGCAAAAAUUAUUCGAAGUGCUAUAGAUAAAACAGACCACGUUAGUGUUUUAACCUGCAACGACUUAAAAUGUAUAAGGGAGAAUAUGUACAAUCAACGUCGAAAAACGUAUCCGACUAUACCGCGCAACGCAGAGGAAGUACACAAGUUCCUUAGUGAUUUUCAUAAUAAUUACAAGACAUUCAAAAAUGAAGAGUUUAUUCUAUACAAUGAAUGUUCACAAGGAAUAAUUGUUUUGGGAUGUAAAGCAAAUUUAGCAGUUUUAGCUAAAUCAGAGAUUUUAUACAUGGACGGAACUUUCCAAUAUUGCACAAAAUUUUUUAAACAACUUUUUACUGUGCAUGGUUAUUUUGAUGGACACUACAUUCCAUUAUUAUUCUGCUUACUUAAAGAUAAGUGCGAGUUAACAUACAAGUUGUGCUUACAGGAAGUUAAAAAUCUGUGUUCUGAACAUAAUUUGCUUCUUCGACCCACAAAAAUUGUAUUAGACUUCGAAACUGCUAUUCACAAUGCCGUGAAAUAUGUAUGGACUGACAUCAUAAUCCAUGGGUGCAGAUUUCACCUAACGCAAUCUUGGUGGCGCAAAAUUCAAAGUUUAGGCUUAUCUUGUGAAUAUAAAGACAAAAGUUCUGAUAUCGGAAAAUGGUUGCGUUUGUGUUUUGGUAUGGUUCUCCUAGAUAAAAAUAUUGUUAGUGACUUUUUUGUAUUUGAAAUGAUGGAAGUGACGCCAAAUGAUACGCGAGUUAUACAGUUUGCGGACUAUCUAACUGAUCAUUAUAUUUCCGAAGAAUCUAAAUUUCCCCCAAACAUUUGGGCGGAUGCUAGUGCCGAAUUAAAUCAAACAACAAACGCCUGUGAAUCUUUCCAUUCACACUUUAACAAUUCAUUUCAUUACUGUUCGCCAUCAAUUUUUGAUUUCAUGACAGUUUUGACUAAAUUUCAAAAUGAGGUUUAUAUCAAAUGUAACAGUAUAAAUACUCCUAUAAAAUCGAGGAAUUCGCAUACUUUACGAAGAAAGCGCUUUUUGGAGAAUCUUUUACAGGAUCUUAAGAACAAUCACAUUACAACCAUGCAUUUUACAUCUCAGCUUCCUGCUUCCACCCACUUAUACUAUCUCAAUAAAACUGAAUUCGAUCUCGAUCUUCGAUCUGGAUGGAAGAUUCAAACUUCAGCAAAACGCAUUGUAUCAACUCAACUCAAACCACUUUAG